Messenger RNA from Myiozetetes cayanensis, 772 nucleotides. RefSeq names its product brain protein I3 (gene BRI3). The transcript is spliced from 3 exons. NCBI's taxonomy places the organism in Eukaryota, Metazoa, Chordata, Aves, Passeriformes, Tyrannidae. The coding region runs from base 95 to 514 and encodes 139 amino acids. The record is from RefSeq and is a predicted model, not a curated record.
GGCGGCGCCGCUUCCUCUGCCCGGCCCCCCCCCCACACACACACCUCGCUCCGCGCCGUCCGCGGGGAGCGAGGCAGGGCCGCCGGCCCCCAGCAUGGACAGCAAACCGCUGCUGCAGGAGCGGCCCCCCGCCUACAGCCCCGCCGCGCCGCCGGGCGCGCCGGGGUACGACUACGGGCACGGCAACUACGGCGCCAUCCCCGCCCCGCAGCCCGGCUACCAGCCACCCCCGCCGUACCCCUACCCGGGCGCCGCGCCCGCCGCAGGGUAUGCUGUUCCUCCACCGACAUCACAGCCCAACUAUUCGAGCACGUACACCAUUAUUCAACAGCCUGCUACCACCACUUCUGUGGUAGUAGUUGGUGGCUGUCCUGCCUGCAGGGUUGGCGUGUUGGAGGACACCUUCACCUGUCUUGGUGUUUUGUGUGCCAUUGUAUUCUUUCCAAUUGGGAUUCUGUUCUGCCUUGCACUGAGGCAGAGAAGAUGCCCUAAUUGUGGGGCAGCUUUUGGCUGAGGGGAUGAAGGUGGACGUGCUUACGGAAGCUACAACUGUUAGCGUACUCUUUCUAAUGUAAAUGUCAUGUACAAUCAUGUUAUUUGCUUCAGACCUGUUUUGUAAAGUGUGAAGAAAUUUAGUCUCUCUUGCAUGUAAUUUAAACUUAAUCUUUUAUGAGCAUGUGCAUUGCAAAACAUGAAAACCUGACUUGUUUUCCAUGUUUAGUGGCACCUGUUGAAAACUAAAUAAAACUGCUUUUCCUUUUGCAAUCCUCAA